This is a messenger RNA of Pyrenophora tritici-repentis Pt-1C-BFP, 780 nucleotides long. NCBI's taxonomy places the organism in Eukaryota, Fungi, Ascomycota, Dothideomycetes, Pleosporales, Pleosporaceae. The record is from RefSeq and is a predicted model, not a curated record.
AUGCCAGGCACCGGCCACCGCUUGCAGCCCGCUGUUCUCCAGGCUAUCCUCGACCGAAUUGCUGCCUGCGAAAGUGAUCGAGCCAUCUCUAGAGCUACAGGUGCGAGCCGUAACACAGUAGCAAAGCUGAGGUUGAGCUUAGAGUUUUGGGGCGUGCCUUAUCCGCCGCGCUGCGUUCGACUUGGGCGGCCAUCUAUACUCCGGCAAGCUCAGCGCGAAGGCCUUCAGGCAUACCUCAAUGGCUCACCGGGCGCAUACAUGGAUGAGAUGAGGGACUUCUUGUACGACGAGUACGACGUUAGGAUAAGCCUUGCGAGCGUUUACCGAGAGCUAGAGAAGAUGAGAUGGUCUCGCAAGCUUGCAACAAAGCGGGCAAAGGAGCAGAGUGAGCCACUCCGCCGCCUCUAUCUUGCCAGGAUGGCGCAACACUAUAAGGCGGAGCAGAUCGUUGCGUUGGACGAGAGCGCCUGCAAUGAGCGUACGGGCGACCGCAAGUAUGGCUGGUCUCCAAUCGGGGAGCCGGUGGAGCUAUCACACAGCUUCAGGCGAUCAGAACGGUGGUCGCUGCUGCCAGCCAUGACGAUAGAUGGCUACAUAAGCUAUAAGAUCUUUCAAGGCGCGAUUACAUCUGAGAUCCUAGAAGACUUCUUAGAGUUUCAAGUGCUGCCGUUCUGCAAUCCUCACCCAGGGCCAGCCUCAGUAAUCGUGCUUGAUAACGCCUCCAUCCAUCGAUCAGAGCGUGUACGGGUGAAUUGCCCAAAGUGCUGGAGUACUCCUUGA